CAUUUAUUUUGAAAUGUGAGACCGGAUGUCAGGUUAUAGUGUUCCUGACUAUUGACGUCGCUCUCCAAAAUCAGCAAAGGAAAGUGAAGCCGGCGCCGAGCAUCGUUUAGGAGACGGAAGGUGUCUCCAUGUUCGCCUCUGCCGGCACUCUGGAGGAGCAGUAGCCGCCAUGUCGUAGACUUCCCGCCGGGCGUUUGGAUGAAGCCUAUAGGGGAGCGCAGCAGGGAGGACGCGGGGCGGCUGUAACCGAGGGAGUGGAGGAUGUACUGGGCUGCUGGCUUCGCCUCCUCCCGGCCGUGUGUGGUCGAACUCGGCCGGAACCACAGCCUGCCACUCGGGCUGUGCGCCUCUGAGCAGCAGAACUCUUUGUAUGGCUAUAUAAUUGCCUUCCCUCUGCAGGACUACGGAGGCAUCAUGUCGGUGCUGGGCUCGGACUCCUGGUGGAAGAAGACCCUGUACAUCACCGGGGGGGCCCUGUUGGCCGCGGCUGCCUACCUACUGCACGAGCUGCUCACCAUCAGGAAGGAGCAGGAGCUGGACUCAAAAGACGCCAUCAUCCUUCACCAGUUCUCCAGGCCAAAGAAUGGCGUGCCCAGCCUCUCACCCUUCUGCCUCAAAAUAGAGACGUACCUGCGUAUGGUGGAUCUGCCCUACCAGAACUACUUUGAUGGGAGGCUGUCGCCCCAGGGUAAGAUGCCCUGGAUCGAGUACAACCACGAGCAGGCGUCAGGGUCAGAGUUCAUCGUGGACUUCCUGGAGGAGAAGCUGGGCGUCAACCUCAACAGUAACCUCACCCCGCAGGAGAGAGCUGUGUCACGAGCCAUCACCAAAAUGGUUGAGGAGCACCUCUACUGGACGAUAGCUUACUGUCAGUGGGUGGACAACUUGGAGGAAACCCAGAAGUUUCUGUCCAUGAGCGGCCCACUGAGCGACACACUAAAGUGGCUGCUGAGCCACCUGAAUGGCAGCAUGGUGCGCAGAGAGAUGUACGGCCAUGGCAUUGGACGCUUCUCCAAGGAGGAGGUCUACACCCUGAUGGAGAAGGACUUGCGGACUCUGGCUACACUGCUGGGUGAUAAGAAAUACUUUAUGGGCUCUAAGAUGUCAACACUAGAUGCCACAGUGUUUGGACAUCUAGCGCAGGCUAUGUGGACUCUACCUGGGACACGACCCGAACAACUUAUUAAAGGGGAGCUGAUCAACCUGGGUAUGUUCUGCGAGCGAAUGCGGAGGAGGUUCUGGCCCGAGUGGUUUGUGGAGGUGGAGGAUCUUUAUUACGAUGGAGACAGUGAGAGCAGCAGUGGCGGCGGUGGCGGUUCCCCUACAGGCCUGCUGGACUUUGGCCUCUUCUCUAGGACUGACACUCUGGAAGACAGCGAGGCCAGCACCCACUCAGCCAGGCCCACUCACUCACACUCCCCCGACUCUAACCACUCGCUGUUUGACUCUGAUGUGGGAACGGGGUCUGACAAUGACAUUCAGCUUAAGGAGGAACUAAUGCCGGACCUGGAGGUCUGACCUGAGAAUGGCUUUGAUAGGCUGAGGGAAUGACACUGACAGAAGGCUGGAGCAAUCGGUUUUUGCUUUAUAAACCUGGUUGAAAGAGUCCGUCCAGACUGAGCUCUCACUGCUGAAGAAACUCUUCCAGCUCAUCCACCUCCAAUACCCAACAUGUUACAACUCCCUGACGGACAAACUGGCUAUUUGUAUGCAGAGCGUAAGAACUGAACCUCAUUAUGCACAUGCUACUCUACUGUUUGUCCCCUCUCGUGACGUCCAAACUGUCCCCUUGGCAGUCUUCUCUUUGCCUUACUUGUCUCGUCCUAAGAUGCCGGAGCUGGUGUGAAAGGUUAACACAACAGGAAAACGUCUCAUGAAAAGUGCGGCAACGCAGAGACAAGAGAGCGUUGUAGACAGGACAGGUGGCACGUCACUUGCUAUAAAAUGAUGCAACGAAUCACCACUCUGCCAUGUGUCGUUACGCACAGACCCACACAGACAGGUGGAGAUUGAUCACGUGGCUAAAAGGAACAGCUGCUGCAUCUCCAUUACGAACCAUCCAUGUGCUGAAGAGGAAACACAGGUGACACAGAGUGCCAGUCCGUGCCCCAGAUUCAUUCUUAUGUCAUCUCCUCGAUGCUUCAAGAAUCUGUAUCAACACAAUGAUGCUUCUCCAUCAGACCUUGAGAUCCACUUGUAGUUCUACUGUAUAGGAGUCAGGAGAAGAGAUGAGCAGAAUCCUGCCUGUUGAGUUUAGUUGUUAUCAUCCUUAUGUCUCAGAUUUCUUAAGAAUGUGUUUGCACGCAGGGAUCGGCUGAGCCAGGAGGUUUUAGUUGUAUGUUUCACCAUCCUUUAGGUUCACAUUGAAGAGCUGUCGCUUUUCUAUUUGACCACUAGAGGGUGUCAGUGGUCUGUCUGGUAUCCCCUACAUUUUGUAACAUCAAAGUCAUUCCACCCUGAGGACGUGCAGUGGAUUCAACUCAGCAAAUUAUUUCUCCUUCAGGCCUAAACUUGAACAUUGUGGUUCCCAUUCAAGUGUUUGUGUGUGUGUGUGUCUGUGUUUGUGUGACUGAGCACAGCAACAAAUCAGCCUUAGUGUUCAGACUCAUGGGUGAAAAUACUUUGUUGGAAUAUAAUUUCAAUAUCAGUGCCACUUGAUUAUUAUCAUUAUUAUAAUUUUCUUUCUAUAAGAAUAUAUGUGUCAAAAUCUCUAGUUUUUUGUUGAUAUUUAUUUUCUUAUUUGUCUCAAAGAGAAUGUUAUUUUGCACUAGUGGAAAUUUAUUUUCACCUUAUUUCAGGGGGAACAGUCUGCUGGGGAGGGAGAGAAGAUAGCUCAAAUGAAUGGGAAACAUAAAUAUGUGUAUCAAAUGAGCAGGAGGCUGAGUGCGCUGAUAACAAUUUUGCUGUGGGUGGGACGCACUGCUUGUGUUGGCCAUGUGUGUGUGAAUGUUACUCAUUGUGAAUGUUAGCAAAGACGGUCAUAAUACCAAAUCAAACAGAAAUGAGCAUCGCUGAAUGAAAAAGCAAAAAAAUUGACCAAAAUGUGUCGGGAAGCGUUCUGUCUGUCGUACUGGGCUGGAAAUGCUCAAGAACACAAUACAGUGUGAUGACUGUAAAAGAUUGUGCGGCUGAUAAGGCAGAUGUCACUUAAAGGAUCAGUUCACCCAAGUUACAAAAAAUAUAAUUCUCACUUGAAUAUAUUGAGCCAUGCAGAUAGUUUUCGUUUGAUUUCCUCCUUGUUGUGCUUCCAUCCCAAUGCAAUAAAGGUGAAUGGACUUUCAUAUGUGCUGCUUACAACAUUGACUAUGAUUGAUAGUGUUGUAGUCGAUAAUACACAGAACACGCUGUCUUCAGUAGAAAGAUUUCCAAUGCAAAUGGAUUUAAGAGAAAUGUUGCCUAGUCUUAACCUGUCGGGGAGAGCUGAAGCUGUUUCUGUUCCAGAGAGUGUCAAGCAAACGACUUUGGUAGAGGAACAGGAACGUAAGCAAACAGCUUUACCUUCAUCCAUGAUCUUUUCCAUUCGUGCUAUCAAACCCCAAAUGCUUGCACACAUGUGGUUUGGUUUUAUCGUCAGCUGGCUCAGCUCUGUUGUGUGUAGCUGUACAACAGGAGAAACUAAGUAAGAGUGAAACACCCAAUCCGGCUUUUGGAUUCAUUAUACACUGGUUUUUUUUAGCAUGAUAGUUACUUUUCUGACAUUUUGAGGGAAUGGUUCAAUUCAUUGGUACGUUUUUGUUUCCUCAUUUUAAGGGUAGAAUUUCUAAGAUAAAGUGACAGCCUUAGUCCAGUGAUGUCAGGACAGUAGUUUGAUCAGCAAGAACAUUGUUUCCAUAUAGAUUGUUUCUGUUCUAUCAUUUACAGCUCUUAUUAGAGAUGUGGUGAAAUAACCGAUGUUGUACCAUUUUAGUUGACACUUCAAUGGCAAUUUAGUGUAUAAGGUAGCAAGUCUAAGACAUGGGCGCAGACACCAAGGUGCUUUUGUUGAGUAAAAAUGUGGCAUAAGCAGGAGUAGGCAGGUGCUAAUAGCUUGCAAAUAUAAGCAACCACAGUUCCCAAAUUAUGUGGCUGAUAUUUUGUCCUGACUGAUAUAUGAGGUUGACGUCUGCACUUAAGUCUGCUCACUAUAAUUGUUAUACAAAAUGUUCAUUCCACAAACAUCUAUCUCAUGAACCUUUCAUCUUAUCAGCUUCACUCUUAGAAUGUAUUGUAAAUGGCCAGAGAAAGUGCAGUGGCGAGUUUGGUGUGAUUUGGACGUGCAAUAUGUUAAAUAUGAAUCAAAAAUAGUCUGUAAGGGUGGAGGCAAUACAAUCUCAAUUGCUGAUAAAUCAGGAAAGAUGAAAGCAAAGUUUUCUAGCUUCACCCUGAACCAUAGACUGUUUAUACGAAGCACUGCACACAACGUCCAGCACACAAACAAUACAAGGUGACAUCAUAUUGUAGAUCUGUUUAAGGGGGACUCACUAAGGUUAAAUCUAGAGCAUUACCACAAGACAAACAAACGACCCAUUCUAAAUAAGAAUAUUAACUAUUGACCAAUAACUAUGUGUGAUGUGUAAUAGAUGUGAUUAAGAUGCAUCUAUUAAGAUGCAUUUAUUAGUCCCAAACACAUGCACAGACAUGCAAAGGCUCAUGCAGUUAGGGAAAUUUAAUCUCUGCUUUUGAUCCAUCUGGUGCAGGACACACAGAGCACACACAGAGCAGUGAGCGACCAUGUAAGGCGUUCGGGGAGCAGAUGUUGGGGGAGUAAACUGCCUUGCUCAGGGGCACUAGACAGGGUAGGGAGAAUCCUCUUGAAUUUUUGGGCAGAUCAAUCUGGGUUCGUCUUUUGUGAUCUCUCCGUGGAGUCGAACCAGAGACGAACCAGAGACCUUUUCUGCCCAUAGUCCAAGUUUCUGCCACUAGACCACCGCCUCUCCCAUAUAGUUCUGUUAUAGCGAAAAUUCACAGAGGGUUAUCACACUAUCCGCUCUUUGAGGUGUUUGUUAUGGCGUGCUGUUUCGGUUGUUUCUUAUGAGCAUUGUUAACAGACAAGGCAGGUAGCUGAAAAAGCCAUGAUCAACCUGCAGUAUAUACGCUACGUGCUCAGCGCCAAAAGACAGACGGACAAACCUGGCGUAGUGGAUAGUGGAGCGUUAAGCAGCUAAAGAGAUAUUUCCCUCAGGUUUUGCUAGAGAGAACAGUGAUAUAAAAGAGAGUCAACAUUGGUUGUUGGAAACAAAUACAACUUCAAACUUCUAAUUUUGCCCUGCAUUUGACAACAAGUUCAACAUAUCAACUGACGAUACGUCUGUGGUGCAUUAACAAAAAGGUAGUCAAUGCAUCAAUGCUUUUUGUGGGAUCGCACACAAUCUUUCAAAAAUAGGACAAGAUGGUGAAUAUCCCUUGUAUGUUUAAAGGUCUUCAGCACAAGUUUGAUGAUAGGUUGCCAACCACUAGUUGAUGGCAGGGAUCAACAGCAAAUGUUAGCGACCACCAGCGGACGCUCAGGAUGUAUCAUUAGUUGUGUAGCUUAGCAUCAUCUGGUAUUUUUGCCUAGACACCUUCUUCUAAGGCAGGGCCACCACAGGGUGUUCAGACCUGGGUGUGUGUCACUAACACCUUGGGACCCAGUUGGGAUCUCUCCUCCAGAUCCAGAGCCAUUGGCUGCAGCUUGUCCAUGGAUUCCAGACCUUGAGCAGCUUGAUGGUGGAUCUCUCUAACAUCUCAAAAUCUGGACACAUUUAACCAAAACUGUUUGCAUGGCUAUGCACCACAAAGUGUGACUUAGAUCAUUUUUCUGUUUCAGGUGAACAGACCCUUUACAAUAAUAAUGUUUAAGUAGGCACGUUUGUAACAGUGAGGACGUUGUUUGAGACUCCAGAGAGAACCUCCUUCCUUCAUGUCAUCCUGUGGUCUGAUUCCCGAACUGCCAGGACCUGGGUCGUGUUUGUCAAUUGCCUCACCCAGUCUGGGCGUCCUAUACAGUUGGACUGCUUUAAUCAAGCCAUAUUAAAAACUAGAAGUGUUGUUAUUGAAAACAUUUCAUAGCAUUUCUGCUGGGGUUAAAUAAAUGUUGUAUGUUUGACAAAGUGUACCAUACUGUAUGUAGAGCUGACUGAUUCAACAACCUCUGGGUGUGCAGUCAUAGAAGCUGGAGCGGCUGGAUGAUUUCAAUAAAAGUUAGCUGUGACAAUUUUA
This is a messenger RNA of Platichthys flesus (European flounder), 6177 nucleotides long. It is a transcript of the gene faxcb, whose product is annotated as failed axon connections homolog, metaxin like GST domain containing b. The record is from RefSeq and is a predicted model, not a curated record. Gene Ontology annotation, cellular component: cytoplasm. Bases 262 to 1518 code for a protein of 418 amino acids. NCBI's taxonomy places the organism in Eukaryota, Metazoa, Chordata, Actinopteri, Pleuronectiformes, Pleuronectidae. The transcript is spliced from 6 exons.